GUGCAGAUUUACGUGCCGCCACAUCCGCUUGUUAAGCACUGGCUGGCAGUUCUGCGGACCAAGGACACUCCCUCCUCCAUCUUCCGCUCAGCCGCCAGCGAGCUGGGGCGCAUACUCGUGUACGAGGCGGCCCGCGAUUGGCUGCCCACGAUAGACGGCCAGGUGCAGACGCCGCUGGGUGUCGCGGAUGCCACGUUUGUGGACCCCAUGCAGCCCAUCAAGGUGGUCCCCAUCCUGCGGGCGGGGCUGGUCCUGCUGGAGCAGACCGCCACGCUGCUGCCCGUCACGCAGACCUACCAUGUGGGCUACGUGCGCAACGACGACACACUUGAGGCCUCCUGCUACUUGAACAAGCUGCCGCCUAGCUUCGGACCCGAGGACCGCAUCCUCGUGUCUGACCCCAUGUUGGCAACAGGCGGCACCCUGGCGCAGGUGGUCGAGGACGUAGUGGGGCGCGGCGCCUCGCCCAGCAUGAUACGCGUCGUCAGCAUCGUGUGCGCGCCGCCGGCGCUCAAGCUGCUGGGCGAGCGGUACCCGGGCCUCACCAUCUACACCGCCAUGAUAGACGCGGAGCUGGAUGAGCGCGGCUACAUCGUGCCGGGGCUUGGUGACGCGGGCGACCGAGCCUUCAACACUUGA
Chlorella variabilis is the source of this 639-nucleotide messenger RNA. RefSeq lists its product as hypothetical. Gene Ontology annotation, molecular function: uracil phosphoribosyltransferase activity. The annotation marks the transcript as partial. Lineage: Eukaryota; Viridiplantae; Chlorophyta; Trebouxiophyceae; Chlorellales; Chlorellaceae. Gene Ontology annotation, biological process: uracil salvage. The transcript is spliced from 6 exons. The record is from RefSeq and is a predicted model, not a curated record.